This is a messenger RNA of Penicillium malachiteum, 1347 nucleotides long. RefSeq lists its product as uncharacterized. The record is from RefSeq and is a predicted model, not a curated record. The transcript is spliced from 3 exons. Bases 1 to 1347 code for a protein of 448 amino acids. NCBI's taxonomy places the organism in Eukaryota, Fungi, Ascomycota, Eurotiomycetes, Eurotiales, Aspergillaceae.
AUGGUGAGGUUCGUCGACCUUGAGGGUGAUGCCUUCACUGAGCAUCCAGGCGCUACCUUUUCCUUGGAGAAGCCGUUCCCGCCCAGGCUGAUGGUCGCGCCUAUCGCGUCCAUGGCAGCAGCUUCAAAUGAUUUUCCCUCUUCUCCAACCUCGCCAGACGAUGAACGCGAUAUCCAGAACAAACCCUCCAGCUCUGCCACCAACGCAGACACAGUUCAGAAUCCGGACAAUCCCAACCGGAAUGCCUUCUCCGCAGCGUUGAACUGUUAUCCUGUGGUCAAGGAAAUUGCUCGUGCGGUCGAUCUAAACACUUUACACGCCCUGUCGCGAACAUGUCGCCAAUUCCACGUAAACCUGGCACAAUUCCGACACCAGCUAGUGCGUGAGACGCUCCGCUGUGAGAACGAGUAUAUCGAAACAGUUACGGACAUGUUAGAUGGCGGAGCCAUGAUCUCUAACAAUGUCAAGUCGAUAUUGAGAAUUUUGAGUCAGGAAAGCUCAGAGUCAGGCCGUAUGACACGCGGGAAAGUAGGCAGAUGUGCACGCGACAUGGUGGGCGAGUGUCGUCGAUGCGGUAAGGUUGUUUGCAGGAAUUGCACAAUCAAACCGCCGUCCCAAACAGCCAUGAAGGCUCGUAUUCGUCGUCUCUGUCGCACAUGCAAUACUGCACCACUAUCUCGCCAUCUUUUGUUAGUGGAAAAUCCAUCAAUAUGCACGGAAUCUACAUCUAAGGCUGAAAAAGACCUUUGUAGCAAAGGCUUCAAGGCUGCCGCUCUCGCACAGAGUAUUUGCAAUUGCUCUGAUGCACUCUGGCUUUGUGUCCAGUGUGGGCAAACGCUCCGCAGCAACGACACAACCUACCGCCGUGUCUGGGCCUGGAGAACACGAUACAGUACGUAUCUAGGUGGUGGACUGGGAACAGGUAUCGGUGAAGGAUGCCAAGGUGUGAAGUGUGGACGUGGUGAAGGCUGUCUUGCAGCACAGGAGAUCGAACUUGAAGUCGACUGUGAGGCGGAUGAGGGAUCGAGUGGUACUAGCAGUCCUGGCUAUUAUAGCCCUGGAAGCCAUCCCUCUGUACCUGUGUCUGCCUCGUCAGUCUAUCAUCAAGAACUUGUUGCAUCAGAUGGCCAUGAUGAUGAAGAACCUGGAUAUUUUCGACAAGAGGUCAUUGGGCUUGGUGGAGUUGUCAAGCAUAAGUCAAAGAAGAGGGUUAUGGUUGGCGCUUGCGUUGUUGAGUAUGAGGAUGAAAGAGAGACAGGGAAAUAUCUUCUUAGAGAGGAGUGUGGAUCGCAUCGUUCUUGGUGUGGGUGGUGUUCAAGAGUUAUUCCCGCAGACAGGGAAAUUUGA